AUUCCGGGUAUGAUUCAUAGCAAACCUUACUUAUCUUCCACCGAAUCAUCAUAUUUUCUGAUCUCAGAAAUUAAACCAAUCUCGGUUCAAAAUGUCUCAUCUCGAACACCCACCUCAUGGAGGACAUGGUCAUGGCGAAGGGCAGCCAGGGCCAGGAGGGCCAGGAGGGCAUGGUCAUGGCGGGGGACAUCAAGAUGGGCAUGGGCAUGGUCCUAAAGGAGAAGGGCAUCAUGGAGGAGGCCCCGGCCAUGAAGGGGGUGGACAUCGUGAUGAUCAGCACGGCCAUGGUGGAGGAGGAGGAGGACAUGAUGGUGGUGGUGGACCUGGUGGUCGUCAUGGUGGUGGUGAGGGCGGUGGUCACGGUGGUGGGCAUGGCGGUGGGCACGGCGGUGGGCAUGGUGGUGGGCGUGGUGGGCAUUAAAGAUAUCAGAUCAGCUUCCUCCUCGCCAAUAUCUACGUAUAAUUAAUGUUAGAAAAUAAGGUGCUCUCUGUGCAGUGUAGACAGAAAGCUCUAAGAAGUAAUGUAUGUGUGGAGUGAGAGGCCAUGGGAUAUGUUUCCGAGUUCAUGCGGUUCUACAUCUCUACUAUUCCUCCCACGUUAAUAUGUAUCUCUUACUACUAGAUGUGUAAGUACAAAUAAAGGAGCCUUUUUUCUUUCUUUAA
Molecule: messenger RNA, 663 nt
Organism: Juglans regia (Persian walnut)
Lineage: Eukaryota; Viridiplantae; Streptophyta; Magnoliopsida; Fagales; Juglandaceae
Exons: 2
Coding region: 117-467 (116 amino acids)
Source: RefSeq, a predicted model, not a curated record